Molecule: messenger RNA, 1782 nt
Organism: Trichoderma virens Gv29-8
Lineage: Eukaryota; Fungi; Ascomycota; Sordariomycetes; Hypocreales; Hypocreaceae
Exons: 5
Coding region: 1-1782 (593 amino acids)
Biological process (GO): sphingomyelin catabolic process
Molecular function (GO): sphingomyelin phosphodiesterase activity
Source: RefSeq, a predicted model, not a curated record
AUGAAGCUCUUUGAUCUGAUUUGCCUAUUUGCUUGCCUGAUUCUAGGCGAAGCUGCCGGUAUCACUCAGCAUGGUAAUGGCACACUGAACGCUUGCGAAGACUGCCAGUCUACCUUGUCAUACCUGCAAACCAUCGCCUUUAUAGGAGACGAAGCCUUUGUGAAAAUGCUCCAGCAAACGUGCGGGGGAUCAUUGAACAAUGAUGGGGAUUUUUGUCUGGGUGUCAUUACCUUACAAGGGCCUGUUCUCGCAGAUACUCUGCGGAAAAUCGAGCCAAGCUCAAGGGCGGCGGUCCUCCUCUGCAACGCUCUCAUGGGGGCCUGCGAGUAUCCUCACGUAAUGCCAUAUAAUUUGAGCUUCCCCCCCAACGGUCAAUGCCAUGUACCUCUCGCUUCAAAAGUGUCCCCAAUGGUGGAGGUGGCCUCGAUGAUGGAGAAACCCGUACCACUACGGAUUGCCCAUUUUUCAGACAUCCAUGUUGACCUGCUUUAUGCCACCGGAUCAAAUGCGAAUUGUUCAAAGCCAAUGUGUUGCAGAAACUACACCCUUGCUGAUGAGCCCGGCCAUAAUGAUGCACCAGCUGGUCCUUUUGGUGAGCACAACUGCGGUUCCCCGCCCAGUCUUGAAGAGAGCAUGUAUCAAGCUAUUCAGGAACUCUCGCCUGACUUCUCUAUCUUCACGGGCGAUAUUGUGGACCAUGCCAUCUGGAAUACAUCCAUAGGUCGUAAUGAAAUGGAAAUCCGGAGCACAUACAGCGCGAUGAAUAAAGCCGGCAUGGGGAGAGUCUACAGUACGCUCGGCAACCACGAAAUGUCGCCGGCCAAUGCGCUCCCCCCAUUGCGAUUGGGUAAAAGCCUCGAGUGGCUAUUCAAUCUCGUAUUGGAAGCAUGGCCGCGCCUGGAGGGGACGACUUCUGACAUCAAGACCUAUGGGAGAUACUCGGUCAAGCAUCCUAUGUCCAACUUGCGCAUCAUCUCCAUCAAUACGAAUCUUUAUUAUACUAUGAACUUUUGGAUGUAUCAAGUGAUGGAUGGCCCUGAUCCGGACAAUCAGUUGCAAUGGCUCAUCGAGGAGUUGGAUUCGGCGGAAAGAAACGGAGAUCGUGUCUACAUAAUCGGCCAUAUGCCCAUGGGCAGCUCGGAUGCUUUCCAUGAUGCGUCCAACUAUUUUGACCAGGUCAUCAAUCGUUACCAAUCAACCAUCGCUGCAAUGUUCUUUGGACACACCCAUUUGGAUCAAUUUGAGAUUAGUUAUUCAGACUACCAAGCGCAGACGGCAGAAAAUGCUGUAUCAAUUUCUUACAUUGCGCCAUCAAUGUCGCCCCUCUCUGGUAUGCCAGCGUUCCGGAUAUACACUGUCGACCCGAUCACGUUCGGUAUUCUGGAUGCCGAAACGUACAGUGCUGAUAUGGAUCAAGAGGGAUUCAAUAUUAGGCCGGUCUGGACCAGAAGCUUUUCGGCCCGGGAAGAGUAUGGAUCCUUUGUAAAUCCGCCUCUAGACCACUCCCCAAAGUCUGAACUGACCCCUGCGUUCUGGCAUAAUGUUACCACCUUGCUGGAGUCGAACGCAACUGCGUUUGAUGCCUACUGGGCACGUCGUACUCGCAGGUGGAACGUGCAAUCUUGUGACUCAGACUGUCGAAAACAGGAAAUAUGUCAGCUUCGAGCGGCAAGAAGUCAAGAUAAUUGUCACCAGGUCAUGCCGACCAACUUCUUUGGCACCCAACGUAAAUCAAGAAGUACUAGCAAUAGCCAGCGGAAUGGCCGUGAGCUUCUGGCUUGA